UUUCCCUGAUUUUUAUAAAAUGAUCCUGAUUUUCCCUGAUUUUUUACUUUUUGCUAAAUCAGAACAAAAAAAUAAUUCAUAAUAAAUAUACUGGGAUCACUGGCAAAGUUCUGUUGGUUGUGUAUGAGAACUGUCAUAAUAGUCUACAUUAAAAAGCUUUCCAGUCCGCGCUCAUAUAAUGGUUACUCUUUCUUUCGUUUAUCAUCUAUCUGUUCACGAUUUCGAAGGUGUGUAUGAGAACGAUGAGAACUGUCAUAAUAGUCUACACUAAAAAGCUUCCCGGUUCGCGCUUUUAUAAUGCUUACUCUUUCUUUCGAUUAUACUCUAUCUGUUCGCGUUUCCGAAGAAACAGUGUCGAUAUUUUUCAAAUUUUGAAGUUAACGUGAGAGAAAUAUACUCUAUAAAAAUCAUACGCCCGAAGGUAAAUUCGAAUGUUAUAUAUUGUUUUAUUGUUAUUGAUGUUUCUAAAUUGUCGUAGUUAUACUAUCACAAAUUAUACUCGAAAAACGUGUAGUGGUAAAAAUGCCUAAAAAAGGACAAGCUCCAGUUGCAAGCGGAAGUUUGCUCAAAUAUUUCAAAAAAAGCGAAAAUCUUCCAAGUCAGUCGCCUUCGGGAGGAGAGUCGGUUCUGAUGGAGGAGUCGAUUUCGGAGAAGCAGUCAGUUCAGGAAGAGCAAUCGAUUCCAGUAGCACGAGAAAUAAGUGAUUGUGGCAGUGGUCCAACUCUAACCAUCGAUACGUCAGAUGAUGACACUGACGACGUCGAGCAUUCCGAGCAUAUUGCAGUAAAUAAAUCUUCAAAUUACGAUGAGCAUACUGAACCCCUGUCGAAGAAGCGAAAAAGAGUUGGCCAGAAAUACUCCAGAGAAUGGGAAAGGCAAUUGUCUUGGUUGGCUCCGAGUGCAGAUUGUUAUUUCGGAUUUUGUCGUGUCUGUAAGAAAGACGUAAAAGUUUCCGCUGGUAUCAAGGACUUGCUGAAGCACGCCGAUACACAAAAGCAUCAGCAGAAUGAAAGGACACUUAAAGUACCCAUGAAGAGCAUCGAACAGCUUACGACUUCAAGUCUUAACGAAAAGGUUCGGAAUGCUGAAUUGCAGAUGUGUGCUUGGGGAGCCUCGCGUAAUAAGUCCGCUUCCGAAGUUGAGGAAUUUGCAGCUAUCAUGCGUCACAUUUGUCCUGAUUCGGAUAUCGCAAAAGGAAUCAAGUUGGGACGAACAAAAGUAACCUCUAUCAUUACUAACGUAGUCGGCGAAGGGUAUCAUGAAGAACUGAUAGCUCAUCUCAAAACCGCUAAGUUUAGUUUGAUAGUAGACGAGUCCACCGAUAUUAGCGGAAAAAAAUCUCUUGUGUUGAUUACGCGGACUUACUUCUGGGAAGGUGAUUCUCUAACAAUCAAGGAUUGUUUUUACAAUUUAUUUGAAGUUGUCAAAACCGACUCUAGGACUUUGCAUGAAUUAGUAACCAAGUCAUUCAAUGAGGAUAGGAUUCCAUACACGGAAAAUAUGCUUGGAUAUGGAGCUGAUGUUGUAGCCCAAUGCGUUCGAGCAAAUUUAGCGAGAUUCAAUCGCUACUAG
Toxorhynchites rutilus septentrionalis is the source of this 1572-nucleotide messenger RNA. RefSeq lists its product as uncharacterized. The record is from RefSeq and is a predicted model, not a curated record. Lineage: Eukaryota; Metazoa; Arthropoda; Insecta; Diptera; Culicidae. Bases 523 to 1572 code for a protein of 349 amino acids. The transcript has 4 exons.